Pseudonaja textilis is the source of this 2556-nucleotide messenger RNA. Lineage: Eukaryota; Metazoa; Chordata; Lepidosauria; Squamata; Elapidae. The record is from RefSeq and is a predicted model, not a curated record.
AUGUACCGGUCCACGAAAGGAGCCUCCAAGGCACGGCGGGAUCAAAUCAACGCGGAAAUCAGACAUCUCAAGGACCUGUUGCCGAUUGCCGAAGGAGAUAAACUUCGGCUCUCUUAUCUGCACAUCAUGUCGCUGGCUUGCAUCUAUACUCGGAAGUCCAUCUUCUUCUCCAAAGGUGCGACUUUGGAAAGCUUGGAGAGCUUGCUUUCUUCCCAGGACUUAGAUGAUUUCAUGCAGACCCUUCCCGGUUUCCUUUUGGCGUUCACGGGCGAAGGCAAACUCAUCUAUGUGUCGGAGAGCGUGGCCGAGCACUUGGGGCAUUCUAUGGUGGAUUUAGUGGCCCAAGGAGACAGCAUCUACGACAUUAUUGAUCCGGCAGAUCAUUUAGUGAUGAAGACUCAAUUGGCAUUGCCUUCUCCAUUAAAUACCGAACGUCUCUUCCGUUGUCACUUCAACACUUCCAAGACAAUCCGGCGUCAAAGUGCAGGAAACAAGCUGGUUCUGAUUCGCGGUCACUUCCACCAACCUCCUCCGGGUUCUUAUUGGUCCACCAAUCCUGUCUUCACGGCCUUCUGCACCCCUCUAGACCCUAAGCCCAGAAUGGGUCAAAAUUCGUUCUUCCUGUCUGCUUUUGAGAGUCGCCACACAAAAGACCUGGUCAUUGUGGAUAUCUCUGAAAGCGUGAUCUUCCAUCUGGGCUUUGAGAAAAGCGAACUCUUCUGUAAAUCGUGGUACGGUUUGAUCCAUCCUGAAGAUCUCAGCCACGCUUCAGCCCAGCAUUACCGACUGUUGGGUGACCAAAGCAACACACAAACCGAAAUGGUGAUCCGGCUCCAAGCGAAAGAUGGCAUAAGCUGGAUAUGGAUCUACUCACUGCUUCGCUUGGAGAACGUGGAGAUCCCCAUCGUUUCUCACAACUACGUCAUCAGCGAUUCCGAAGCCUGGUGCCUGAAGCAGCAACUCUCCGCUGAAGGAUCCCAAGGCCCAUACGCUCUUGAAAGCAGCACCACUUUUCUGGAAAGCCUUCUGUCUCCCGGACAACUGUCCAGCCCUGAUCAAGUCUUCACACCGGGUGCCGGCACUCCCACCGCCACGCUCGCGGCCCCGACCUUCGAUUUCAGCACCGCCGGGGUCCCUGAAGGCCCGUCGGCGUUCGGCGAGCCUCCGGAAGGCCUGCCUGAAGAGAUGAUGGAACCUGGGAAUAUCUCCUCCAUAGAGGAUGCCCCGCCAGGUUCUUCUCUCAGCCUGCUCGUCAAAGAACCGGGCUUUGGGUAUGUCGUCCUUCCGCAAGGAGGUUACGGACAGGCGUUUUCGAGCGAGAAUCCCCCCGGCGGCAAACCUGCGUCGAAAGAUUUGAUCUGCACCCCUCCUUAUACCCCACACCAGAGUUCAGCUUUCCUCUUCGGAACUCCGGAGGUUUACGGAGGUGGCCCCGUGGCCUUGCCUCCGGGCACGGCGUCCAGCGCCAACUCUCCCGCCGGCCUGGCUGCCGUGACCGAGCUGUUCUACGCCCAAGAACCCUGCAAUGUUCUCUAUGAGAAACUCCCCCCGACUCCAGACAGCCCCGGUAACAGGGGCUGUGCCGUCAUGAGCUUGCCAGAGAUCCGAGGUCCCCUCUAUGUGGAUGUGCCUAUGGUACCCGAGGGGAUCUUGACGCCGGAGGCCUCGCCCAUCAAGCAAACCUUCUUCCACUACUCUGAGAAGGAGAAGAACGAGAUCGAACGGCUGGCGCAGCAGAUCUGUAGCCUGGCAGAGACUUUCGGCUCCACCGCUUCCCGAGGACGUGCCGAGGACGUCCGUGGGGCUCUCCGAGAGGAGGACCCACCGGUGCCCGGCCCCGGACUGUUUCCUGUGCCGGAACCUCGCCCGGAUUUCCAACGGCCCAAAACCUGGAGGAGUGUUGACUUCUCUCUCUUGACCUGCCUGGAGGAGGACCUCCUGGUGGACGAGAACGCUCUCGAGACCCUCCUGCAAGACCUGUCGUCCUUUCUGUUCGAGAAAGGUGGGGCAGGGAUGAGGUGCCCUCACCACCAGUUCUGCGGUGGCGACGUCAGUAGUCCAAUCGGCUUGGACACCGAAGAUAGUAGCCCCGGAGCUUUUGCUCUCUCGCCAAGGAUGGAAUUGGCUCCAGAAGAGCCAUGUUUUUUGGAGGACCUGACCUCCUUCGAAACAGCCUUUGAGACACGUGCCUCAAACUCACCCUGUGAGGGGUUAGAUGAGUUGUAUCAACUCCAGAGCCAAAGGCCGGACGGCUUCCAGGAAGAGGUCGUUCGGAGGACGGCGGCGUGGCCAGCCAGCACGCAGACGCCGAGCCGGGCCGGCUCCUCCCCGUCCAGGGCCUGCCGGGGUCUUGCGUGCGGUCGGCGGCUGCGGGUCGCCGAGACUCAGAAGCCCCGGGCGGGUCUGGGGAUCCCGGCCGCUCUCGGCAACCCGCCGCGGGUCCUAAGCUCCAGGCAUCCCUGGGGGAAGCCGCGGGGAGAUGCCGGCCUCUUGCCCGCGGAAGCUCCGGGUCCUCCGACUCGGGUGACCGAACCAGAUCCAGCUCUGGUCGGAUAG